Molecule: messenger RNA, 2470 nt
Organism: Chara braunii
Lineage: Eukaryota; Viridiplantae; Streptophyta; Charophyceae; Charales; Characeae
Source: the annotation of a GenBank genome assembly
GCGGAUUAGUUUGUUAGGUGGGUGGUGAGCCGUCUGAACUUCUGAAGCGCAUUGCAUGUUGAGGGGGUGAUUCAUGGGGGGGGGGGGGGGGGGGGGGGGGGGGGGGGGGGACGCUGGAGUGCCGUCAGCAUCCUUGGGAUAACAAUGGAUGGGUCGACGAGAAAGAAAAAGGGCUUAAACCACCAGUACCUCUGAGCCGCUUUUUGCUGAGGUGGAUUCCCCCGGCGUGCCAACGAAAGACGAACUGCCGUGGAGGCGUUUUCGUUUUCGUUUUGGCGGGCACCACCAGCCAUCUUGGUCAGGUAGCGUGGUUCAUCUGAAGAACCCCGAAUGUCGCAUUUCCGAUUCUCAUGUUUGCCUGGCACAAGCGGUUAACAGGCAACAGGGAACCCCGAGGUGCGGGUGGUUUCAAGCUGAGGUAGAGGCCUGGACUCAUAGGAGCGAUACUGGCAAGAACCGCACUUGCCGGUCGCGACAGAGUAUGUAAUCUGCUGCACCAUUGCAGGAUUGUGAUAACGUUCGCUGCUUGUUUGAUUAGGCAUAGAGGCAUAGUCCAUUUACCCCUUGAGUUUGUGUCUCUCUGUAUAACUAACUGAAAGAUUGACUGCACACACGAAUACGGCCUUCCUGCUGCCUAUGUCCGGUUGCUACUAUGUGCUUACUGGUAGCUGGUCAUUGGCUGCAGGUAACAUCAGGAGUUUAGGAUGUGCAUCGCCAAUUCCCAUUGUGAGCAGGAAGCUUAUCCCCCCACCCAUGUCUUCCAAGAUAGACCGCAAUCCUCCCACGGCGAGAAGAUGACGUUGAUGACGAGGAGGCAGAGGAAACUGAAGAAGUUUAUGGCGGCGGUCGAGGCGUGUGAAAUAGUGCCGAAGGCCAGCAGAUGGUACAAGAGGCGAGUGGAGAAGGUGGGAGGUUUUGCAGGGUGCAAAACAUAGGGGAAAAGUUUGAUGCCGUUUCAGGGCGAGAAGAGGAUUUGCAAUGCUUCUAAAGUCUCUGCUUCAACGUCAUGAAUGUGCGUGGCAUUGUGGCACGAACCUGUGGCGAUGUCUAGAUUCCAAUCUUUUCUGCAAGGCCUACGACCUUCGCUACACCCGUUUGUCGUCCUUUCCCCUUUGCAAGCUCAGCCUCAAUUCCCGCCAUUGCUGUGAGGGAGGUUAUCGGAGACACACGUGCGAUCGAAAGCUCAUACGGUUAUCGGAGACACACAUGUGAUUGAAAGCUCUAUACGGUUAUUGGAGACAGACAUGUGAUCGAAAGCUCAUACGGUUAUCGGAGACACACAUGAGAUCAAAAGCUCAUACAGUUAUCGGAGACACACAUGUAAUCGAAAGCUCAUACAGUUAUUGGAGACACACAUGCGAUCGAAAGCUCUAUACAGUUAUCGGAGACACACAUGUGAUCGAACGCUCAUGCGGUUAUCGGAGACACACAUGGGAUCGAAAGCUCAUACGGUUAUCAGAGACACACAUGUGAUCGAAAGCUCAUAACCGUCCUGCUUACAGUUAUUAUCAUCUUGCCCAAGCGUACGUAUCCAUACCUAUCCGUUUACCUGCAUUGCAUUCAUUCCGUCCUUGUUGUUUUGUAUCUCCAAAGAGCAGCACUUUCAAAACACACUUCACACAAGAGUCACAAUUGCUGAACAACGACAUGCAAUCACUCCCGCUGCAGUGGCUCUCUUGCGAGCGUCAUGCGGCCUGCUUUUGUGCAUCUCCAAACACUGCAAAGUAGAGAAUUAGGUGCAAGGAAAAUCUACAGCUACAGACGAUCAAGGUCUGCGAUUACGAUGCUUGCGAAGUGACGCCUGACGCGUGCUCCGUAUAUUGUGCAAAAACCCGAACCGCCAUAAGGCACCCCAACAGCUGUGGGGAUAAUUUCUGAUAGCGAGGAAGAAGAAAAAAACUACAGCGCCAGACAAGUGAAGUCCGCGAUUCGCAACACUGCGGGCUCCUCGGCAGCUGCACCGAGAAGUUCGUUGCUAGGAAUCCCAGGAUCUGAAACUUGCGUGAGCGAUAUGCGAAGGGUGCAGCAGGUAGUAAGCAGAUAGCCUCCAUUAAUAAUGCGGAAGCUUUCUUCUUCAGAAAGAAGUGCCUCGGGGAGUGUUCUGCUAGUCCGACAGCUUCCUAGCUUUCUGAAGGGUGCACCUCGUCAUUGUGAAAGUCCGGACGAGGACUGACAGUCGCCGAAAAAAAAGGGACGAGUUUCUGAGCUUUCGUGAACUUCUUAGCUGGCCUCCAUAGCUGUUUCGAAUUGUUCGGCUCGUCCUACAGUUUCUGACAGUGCGCUCGCCAUUUGGCAUAGCUGUUUCGAAUUGUUCGGCUCGUCCUACAGUUUCUGAAAGUGCGCUCGCCAUUGGCAACGCCAUGAAAUAAGACCUGGUAGACACAGAAGGGGGUGAGUUUCCGUGAGGAUUCCUUGAGGAUUUUCCGGUUUUUGACAAAAAUAAAAAUAAAAAUAAAAAUCUAAACAAUCU